Messenger RNA from Oldenlandia corymbosa var. corymbosa, 2709 nucleotides. The record is from the annotation of a GenBank genome assembly. NCBI's taxonomy places the organism in Eukaryota, Viridiplantae, Streptophyta, Magnoliopsida, Gentianales, Rubiaceae.
AUGGAGCUGACAAAGAACUGCUGGCUAUGGUUCUUAGUUCUUUCUGUAACUGUACAAUUUGCUUCCUGUGAUCAAGAGGGGUUCUUGAGCUUAUCAUGUGGUGGAACCACGACCUAUGUCGAUUCCUCAAAUAUAUCUUGGAUACCUGAUGCUUCCUACAUAAAUGUUGGCAACAUGACUACGGUGGACUACCUUGAUCGGAGCUCUUCAUCUCGUCUACCUGUCCGAUUCUUCCCUGAUUCCCUUAGGAGCAAGUGUUAUAGGCUUCCCUUAAGUAAUGUAUCCUCUGUGGUUCUUGUCAGAGCUCAAUUUGUGUACAAGAACUAUGAUGGACUUGAUAAGCCCCCUGAAUUCUCUGUAUCACUUGGGAGAGCUAUGACCACUACUGUGAAUCUUGCUAAUACAGAUCCCUGGAUUGAGGAAUUUAUAUGGCCAGUUGAUAAGGGCACUCUCAGUUUGUGUUUUCAUUCUUUACCUGGGGGAGGAGUUCCAGUAGUUUCUUCCCUCGAACUUCGUCCGCUCCCUCAAGGUGCUUACAGCAAUGGCUUGGCAGAUUUUCCCUCCAAACUGCUUAAGAAAACUUAUAGAAUCAACUGUGGUUAUGUUGAUGGAUCACUGAGGUACCCUAUUGACCAGUAUGAUCGAAUUUGGGAUGCGGAUAAGGAUUUUAGUCCAUAUCAUGUGUCUUCUGGUUUCGAUAUUCAAAACACCUUUAAUUUAACAAGUCUCAAAGAAAACCCUCCAGUUGCUGUUUUACAAACUGCAAGAGUCUUGGCAAGGUGGUCUGAUUUGACAUACAAUUUGCCUAUUGAUGAUUUAGGAGACUACUACAUUGUCCUCUACUUUGCUGGCAUCCUGCCAGUAUCCCCGGCAUUCGAUAUAUUGAUUAACGGGGAAGUUGUUCGGUAUAAUUACUCCGUACAAAGAUGGAAUGCAGAAGAUCUUUCCUUUACAAUGAGGGGAAUCAAAAGCUUGAAUAUCACAUUGAAGAGUACCAGCUUCUACCCUCUGAUUAAUGCACUAGAAGUGUAUGAAAUUCAAGACAUUCCCCGUGAAACCUCUUCCACUACAGUAUCUGCUCUACAGGUUAUUCAGCAGUCUACUGGUAUGGACCUUGGAUGGCAAGAUGAUCCAUGUUCACCAAAGUCCUGGCAACAUAUAGAAUGCAACGGAAAUAUGGUUUCCUCUCUGGACCUCUCCAACGUGAAAAUGAGAUCAAUUAGCCCCACAUUUGGUGACCUUUUGGACCUAAAAAUAUUGGAUUUGAGUAACACAUCGCUUUCUGGAGAAAUACAGUACCUGGGAAGCCUGCAGAGUCUUGAGAAAUUGAACCUGAGUUUCAACCAGCUAACAUCCUUUGGUUCAGAAUUUGAGGACUUGAUGAACCUUCAAGUUCUGGAUUUGCAAAACAAUAGCUUGGUGGGAUUAGUUCCUGAAAGCUUGGGAGAGUUAAAGAACCUUCACUUACUGAAUCUGGAAAAUAAUAAACUUCAAGGUCCCCUUCCCCAAUCGUUGAACCGCAAGAGCCUAAAUGUCAGGACGUCAGGAAAUCUAUGCCUGUCUUUCUCCACAUUAUCCUGCACUGACGUUUCGGGAAUCCAGACUCCACAAGUCACUAUCUUUUCACCUAGUAAGCCCAAGGACCACAAACAUAUAGCAGCCAUAAUUGGUGCUGUUGGAGGUGUAGCAGUUGCUUCUGCACUCAUCUCAGUGUGUGUAAUUCUGUUCAUAAGGAGGAAGAAACCCCAAGAAUCAUCUGCACAAAGUGCUCAGGUGGAUAUAAAGAACUGGAAUUCGGCAAAAGUCUUUUCUUAUAAAGAAAUUAGAUCAGCCACACACAAUUUCAAGGAGGUCAUUGGUCGGGGUAGUUUCGGAUCAGUUUACCUUGGAAAGCUUCCUGAUGGGAAAUUAGUAGCUGUCAAAGUGCGGUUUGACAAAACUCAGCUUGGUGCGGAGUCUUUUGUCAAUGAGGUAUCUCUUCUAUCAAGAAUUCGACACCAGUGUCUUGUAUCUUUGGAAGGAUUCUGUCAAGAGGCAAAGCAGCAAAUACUAGUUUAUGAGUAUCUACCAGGCGGAUCCUUGUCUGAUAACCUUUAUGGUACAAAGAGUAAAAGGAUAACAUUGAGUUGGGUUCGCCGGUUGAAAAUUGCUGUAGAUGCAGCCAAAGGUUUGGACUACCUUCAUAACGGUAAUGAUCCAAGAAUCAUUCACCGUGAUGUAAAAAGCAGCAAUAUACUCAUGGAUUCUGAAAUGAAUGCUAAGAUGUGUGAUUUUGGCCUUUCUAAGCAAAUGACUCAGGGAGAUGCUACCCAUAUAACCACUGCUGUCAAAGGCACUGCUGGCUAUCUCGAUCCAGAAUAUUACUCCACCAGACAGUUGACAGAAAAAAGUGAUGUCUACAGUUUUGGGGUUGUUCUUUUAGAGCUCAUAUGUGGCAGAGAACCGCUCACUCACUCAGGCUCGCCUGAUUCCUAUAAUUUGGUCUUAUGGGCAAAGCCAUAUCUGCAAGCAGGCGCAUUUGAGAUAGUGGAUGAGAGCAUAAAGGGAACUUAUGAUCCUGAGAGCAUGAGAAGAUCAGCUUUGAUUGCUUCAAGGUCUGUCGAGAGGGAUGCUUCGCGGAGGCCUUGCAUUGCAGAAGUCCUGGCUGAGCUCAAACAAGCCUACAGUAUUCAACUCGCGUAUCUAGCUUCCGGAGGAUUUAUGAAUUAG